Molecule: messenger RNA, 2267 nt
Organism: Rhododendron vialii
Lineage: Eukaryota; Viridiplantae; Streptophyta; Magnoliopsida; Ericales; Ericaceae
Product: serine/threonine-protein kinase STY13-like
Exons: 5
Coding region: 822-1994 (390 amino acids)
Biological process (GO): protein phosphorylation
Molecular function (GO): protein kinase activity; ATP binding
Source: RefSeq, a predicted model, not a curated record
CUCAAGUACCCCUCCCCCAUGUUGACAAUAUCAGUUUACCAUGUGCAUCUCAUUACUAUUUAUAUGGCUCCCACAAUCUUUAUUGAGUUCAAUUAUACUCCUAUUCAUCUCAAAUAUCUCUCUCUCCUCCCCCAUCUCUCUCUAGAAACAGAAACUGAAUCCCUUCAAUUAUUUUGUCUGCAGAUCAAGAGUGGGUUCCCGAAUUCGGAGAUUAAAAUAAACCCAGACCCAUCACUUGUUCAAUACAACUCCAAAAAGACCGAUCAAAAAAACAAAAAAAACUCCAAAAAGGGUUGGGCUGAUUUUUCUUGGAAUUUCUUGAUCUUCAAAUUUCAGGUCUUGUUCAGUUCAAAAAAAAACUUAUUCAGAGUUUUUGCUGCUGAUUGGUUCCCUUUCCUGUGUUCACCUUUCUGGGGAUUUGGCUCUGACCCCAAUAAAUUUAUCAACUCACCUUUCUUGGGCUUUGAGCUAUUUCGUCUCUCUCUCUCUCUCUCUCUCUCUCUCUCUCUCUCUCUCUCUCCAGAGCAUGUGGGGCUUCAUGCUUCUGCCUCCUCCACUGCUAGUUUUGAUCUCUGGGUCAUAAUUUUGAGAAGUGGUUGUGUUGGGUAGCUUACCAUUGUACCAGUACAAGAGAGUACAUGGCCUGUCCUUUUAUAGUUCUGCCUUAAAAAUGUCAGCUUAUCCAUUUACCCUAGAGAGUGAUUAAAGCUAUUCAAUUUGUUUUAAGAAUUCUGAAUCAGAUGUUUUUACUGUGAAUGAUCUUUAUGGGUACUAGGGUUUGUUUGUGAAUUUGAUUGUGAUCUCUUUCCUGUCAUAUAAAGAUGGAAUCUGGAGAUGGGUUUUACUCUAUUGAUGAGUUUAGGUUAGAUGCCAAGUGGCUAAUUGAUCCCAAGUAUCUAUUUGUUGGGCCAAGGAUUGGAGAGGGAGCUCAUGCCAAAGUCUACGAGGGAAAAUAUAGGAAUCAUAGUGUCGCUGUUAAAAUUGUUCAUAGAGGAGAUACGCAGGAGGAAAUUGCUAAGAGGGAAGGACGUUUUGCAAGGGAGGUCGCCAUGUUAUCCAGAGUUCAACAUAAAAACUUGGCAAAGGUGGGUUGUGAUUCUGAGCUUGUUACGAUUGUUCACUGCUGGAUCUUUCAUGCAUUUGAUUGCAACAACGUAGUUAUAUCAUCUGAUGAUGAUUAUUCCAUUGUUGUGCAACAGUUUAUUGGUGCGUGCAACAAGCCUGUGAUGGUGAUAGUCACUGAGCUCUUAUUGGGGGGCACAUUGCGUAAAUAUUUGCUGAACAUGCGUCCGAGGUGCUUGGAUACACGUGUUGCAGUUGGUUUUGCACUUGACAUUGCUCGUGCGGUUGAGUGUUUGCACUCUCAUGGGAUCAUACAUCGCGAUCUAAAGCCCGAAAACUUGAUCUUGACAGCAGACCAAAAAACAGUUAAGCUCGUGGAUUUUGGUUUAGCAAGAGAAGAGUCAUUAACGGAGAUGAUGACUGCUGAAACAGGGACGUACCGAUGGAUGGCACCUGAGUUGUACAGCACUGUUACCUUGAGGCAUGGAGAGAAGAAGCACUACAACCAUAAAGUAGAUGCAUAUAGCUUUGCCAUUGUGCUGUGGGAGCUCUUACACAACAAGUUGCCAUUUGAAGGCAUGUCAAAUCUGCAAGCAGCAUAUGCAGCUGCCUUUAAGAACACACGACCUAGCUUGGAUGACCUCCCGCAAGACCUGGCUUUAAUUUUGGAUUCAUGUUGGAAUGAGGAUCCAAAUGCUCGCCCCAACUUCAGCCAAAUAGUACAGAUGCUCCUACAUUAUCUUUCGAUCAUCUCGCCUCCCGAGCCCAUGAUCCCUUCCCGUGUUUUCAUGUCUGAGAAUGCAGUCUUGCCUCCAGAAUCUCCAGGCACAAGCUCUUUGAUUGCUCUAUGUAAUAACUCUGGGGAUACCCCCAGAGGAGAGAUGGAAAACAAACCAAAAGGUAUCUUCUUAUGCUUCAGCCAGUGCUAUUAACUGUUCAAUGACAAAUGAGAGUUGGGAGAUGGAGAGGUUCUGUCCACCCAAGGGGUAUACUAGUACUGCAAAUGAAGCUCGGUGCAAAAAUAGGCUUUAGUCCGCAUGUACUUUUUGGUAACACGUUAAAUGUAAAAUUACCACGUUCUUUUUCUUUUAUUCACUUCAAUUUGCGAGAUGAGAUGCUUGCAGUCUUGUUUCUCCAAAUUAAAUCAGUUGUAGGACCUUAGUUCUAAUGGCAUGGUUCUAUAAUCAAAUAAUUUCUACUCUGUA